Puntigrus tetrazona (Sumatra barb) is the source of this 3037-nucleotide messenger RNA. RefSeq names its product leishmanolysin-like peptidase 2. Gene Ontology annotation, cellular component: cytoplasm; membrane. Gene Ontology annotation, molecular function: metalloendopeptidase activity. Gene Ontology annotation, biological process: cell adhesion; proteolysis. NCBI's taxonomy places the organism in Eukaryota, Metazoa, Chordata, Actinopteri, Cypriniformes, Cyprinidae. The transcript has 14 exons. Bases 614 to 2569 code for a protein of 651 amino acids. The record is from RefSeq and is a predicted model, not a curated record.
AGGAAUUCUGCUCACAAGAGAGGGAGAGAAACACGCCAGUUUCCUAGUUGAUUUCCAAAUAAUACGGGGACUGAUACUAUGCUGGUGAGAAAUCUCUUGAUUAUUUUUCUGUGAUCAAAAUGUUAUACCUGUUCCUAAAGUACACUACUGUUAAAAAGAUUGUGGUCUGUAAGAUUUAAAAAAAAAAAAAAGUAUUUAGCAAGCAUUAAUCUAACGGCAUUAAUCUAAACGGCAGAAAGGUUACUCUUUAUAAGUAAGAAUACAGUUUUUAAGUCUGAUAAGUAGAAAACAUCACGUUUUCCACAAAAAUAUGAAGCAGCACAGCUUGAUUCAUCAUUGAUAAUAACAAUAAAUUGAAAAAAAUGAUUUUUAAAGGGUCAAAAUAAAGUAUUGAUGCUGAAAAUUCACCCCUUUUCUUUCACGGGAAUAAAUAAGGGUUAGAUCCUUUAGAGAGAGAAAAAAUCUAUCUAAGAAUUUUAUUUAGUGGUUUAUAUGUGAGUUUAAGAACACAAUACUAAUCUUUUUUUAAUCACAGAUCUUGUUAAUAUAUUCUUAAACAUUUGUGAUUUUUGUUUAAUUGUGUUUUUCUUUGUCUGUUAUACGAUAGUAGAUCAUGCCUUUUGCAUCUUGUGUUUGUAUCGGCGUAUUAUUGUUGCCAUGGUUUCCAUGUACUUGGGAGAAGUGCAUCUUUGACCAAGCUCAGAAAUCAAUCAAAGUUGUGUCCCCGCCCACUGGUCAAUACGCCUCUGCUCAUUGGUCCUUGAGAAAAACUGCGUCAGAGGAGAAUCCAUUGCCCCACAGUUCUAAACGUCAGAGAUCAAAAAGAGCAGAGAGACAUGUGGAUCCACAACCAAUCAGAAUCAAGAGCUGGAUCCCCUCAGAAAGCCCCGCCCUCACAGGACGGGAGCUAGAGAGAUUGAUGAAUGCAGUCGAUGAGGCUGUGAGCCAUGUUUCCAGUUUACUGUCAGUGAGGCGAGUUCAAGGCAGUCUGCUGCUGAAUCGAGACACAAACAAAUACUGCAAAUUCAUUUGGAGAAACAGCAGCACUCUUAACCACAUGAAAUGCGCCAGAGCCAAUGAGAACUACAGAUUCGAGAGCUGCUUUGGCAUAAUUAUCCCAGAUGAGCACCUGAAUGGCUGUGCUGUUUAUCCACAUCCUGAGCAUAUAGUCCGGACAGUGCUGAGAGCAGCGGGGACGGGAGUUCCUGACACUGACUUCCUGUUGUAUGUGUUCACUCACAGCACAGAUAAAUGUCGAGCAGAGUCUAGUAUAGUGGCUUAUGCUGCUCACUGUCAGACAGAUUCAGACGGGCGUCCUCUGGCUGGGACUAUGAUCAUCUGUAGAGAGACACUCAGUAUGGAAAGAUACACACAUGAGCAUUUUGUGCAGACAGUGAUCCAUGAGCUGUUCCACGUGUUGGGCUUCAGUCAGAAGCUCUUCAGCCGUUGGAAGGAUUGUUCUCUCUCCUUUCAGGAUGGUAUAGAUUGCUGGUCUCAGGGUCAGGUGACCGGCACAGAUGAAACAGGUCAGGUUAGACUGUAUUCUCCUACUGUGAUCAGAGAAAUGCAGAAACACCUCAACUCUACCCACACUGACCUUGGAGCUCAGUUAGAGAACAAGGAUGCUGGUUCAGACGGGCUCUCGUCACACUGGGAGGCUCGUGUGCUUCAGGGAUCUAUUAUGGCAGCUUCACUGGUGGAGCCGUCACUGAUUCGCAUCGAUCCCAUCACACUCGCUGCCCUCCAGGACACGGGCUGGUAUUCAGUGAACCUCAGCCGAGCUCAGAGCUUGGUGUGGGGAGAAGGUGGAGGCCAUCAGUUUGGGUCUGUCUCUACCUGUCACAAUUCUUCUGCUUUCUUUUGUACACACAGUGGAUUGGGUUGUCAUUACCUUCACUUCCACAAGGGAGAGUGUCUCACUGAUCAAUACCUGGAUGGCUGCCACAUUUUUAAACCCCUGGCUAAUGCUAGUGAGUGCUGGAAAGAGGAGAAUGAAAGGAGUGGAGUGAAUGGAGAGAUACAUGGCUCAGACAGCCGCUGUUUUAUAUCCAACCUCACCACACUGAAUAACGUGACCGCUAGCGCAGCCGUGGCAGGUCAUUGUUACAGACACAGGUGCACUGGAAUAAACAAAUAUCAAAUUCAGGUGAUGGAUUCUGAUUGGUUGGAUUGUCCAGCAGGAAAAAGCAUUGAGGUGUCCGGUUAUCAGGGUUUCAUUUUCUGUCCAGACAACAGAAUAUGUAAAUAUUCUGAUUUAACCCCUCCUACAUCAAGACAAAUGUCAGAUGACCUUCUAAAAACUGACAAGGCCGUUGAGAGUAAUGUUGAUGUGAUGGUGAAUGUCAGCUCUACUCCUCACCCUGGAUUCAAGCAUCGCUCCUCUGUCACAGUGUCUAAGACAGAGGUCUUUGUGGCAGCAGUGCUGAGCAUCAUGGCUGCUUUCUCUCUACUGUCUACUGUAGUGCUCCUCUACAGGAAGUGCUUAUCAGCCAGGGUCAGAGUACAUGCUGCUAGUGAACCUUCAUACAGGCCACAGAUGCUCCCCACCCAAUAUAUCACAAAUAACUGAUAGCAGAACCAAAAAUAAGAUUCAAUGUGUUUUGUGAGGAUGUAUGUCUUCAGCAUAAACACAUGAAACAUUUACUCUCUAUUAAAAAAAAUAAAGAUCAUCAUAGAAUAUUUAAAUAAUUUACAUUUUUGUAAAAUGUAUAGCUUAAAUAAAAAUGCAAUCAAUGAAUUGUAAAAUAUAUAACUGCCGUUACAUAAACCAUAAACCCUUUUCUGGACUAAGAUUGAUUUUCUGCUGGCUUAUUCAAUCAUUCAUGUACAAAUCAAAAUAUUGUUAUUAUUUAAAGUCUUGUAGGACAUGUGUAUUUACAAAUAAAGUCAAUAGACAGCAAUGCAAGCCUUCAAAUUUAUUUAACCCAGCAAAUAUUACAAUGAUGUGGUUUCAAUAGAAAGUACAUACAUUUUUUUAACACAAUUGCAAAAAUGAAAUAGCCAAAAUGUGCUUUUACUGUUUUGUCUAUCUUUUGAA